Molecule: messenger RNA, 2283 nt
Organism: Vicia faba (fava bean)
Lineage: Eukaryota; Viridiplantae; Streptophyta; Magnoliopsida; Fabales; Fabaceae
Source: the annotation of a GenBank genome assembly
AUGCCGGAUAUCAUCUUUAUUCCAGUGUUUAUUUCCUUCCAAUUUAGUUCAUUUUUCUCAACCUUAUUGGGAGAGAUCAAAGAAAUUAGCGAGAAGAAACGAAAAGAAGAUGAUGUUCUUCUUGCCAUUGCUGCUGGAAAUAGACGGCCUAUUCUUCCUAACUUGGAAUUUGAGUAUCCUGAUCCAGAGAUUCAUGAAGAUUUGUAUCAACUCAUAAAAUAUUCAUGUGGAGAAGUUUGUACAACUGAACAAUUGGAGAAAGUCAUGAAGAUUUGGACAACAUUUUUAGAACCUAUACUUGGUGUUCCUUCUCGACUGCGCGUUCCUGAAGACACAGAAGAUGCUGUCAAGGCUAAGAAUGAUUCUGCCAAAACUGGCACAACAAGUAUUGCCAAGGGUCAUAGUAGUCCUGGUGUUGGUGCUACCAUAAUGAAUCCUAAGAAUUUAAACACUAGUAGAAAUGGGGAUGCAAGUGUUCCGUUUGAACAAUCAAAUUCCUGCAAAGAAUGGCAAGCAAUUGGGGUUGGUGGGGUUAAAGAGGGUGAUUGUCUCGAAUCAUACCGUUCUGGCCCUAAGACUGAAAUUUUGGGAAGUAGUACUCUGCAGGGUAAAAUUCGUAUUGGUGCAUCCAUUCCUGAUGAAGUAUCAAGAGUCAAUAAGCAAGAUCAUUCCAUUGAACAGUUGGUGAAUGCUAAUGUCUCACUGUCCUCUGGAAUGGAGCGAAGUAAUGGAAGAACAAAGAUAAAUAAUGCAACAGGACUUGCUGCAACUCCGUCUAGACCUGGUUAUGUUUCUAGUGAGGGAGGGCAUGAUUUACCUUCAUCAGAGGGUGCUGACUCUACAAGACUAGAUAUGUCCACAAAUGGGGCCAUCACCAAAGACACCAAAGUUCACAGAUCUCACAAAGAAUCAGUUGGACAUUUCAAAAGUGAAAGAGAAGAGGGUGAGUUAUCUCCUAAUGGAGACUAUGAAGAGGAUAACUUUGCAGUUUAUGCAAAUGCUGGUCUGGAGGCAGUGCAUAAAGGAAAAGAUUGUAAUACCAGUCAACAAUACCAAAAUAGACACGUGGAACAAAAUUGUGGUGAAGCUGGUGGUGAAAAUGACAAUGAAAGUGAUGGAAGUCCUCAUAGAUCAUCGGAUGACAGUGAAAAUGCGUCUGAGAAUGGUGAGGUUUCUGGUACCGAGUCUGCUGAUGGUGAGGAAUGUUCUCGAGAAGAACAUGAAGAGAAUGGGGAUCAUGAACAUGAUAAUAAGGCUGAGAGUGAAGGUGAAGCUGAAGGAAUGGCAGAUGCCAAUGAUGUUGAAGGAGAUGGAGCCUCAUUGCCAUAUUCCGAACGCUUUCUUCUCACAGUAAAGCCUCUGGUAAAACAUGUUCGCCCGGUGUUGCACAGGAAAGGAAAGAAUGUUCAAAUUUUUUAUGGAAAUGAUUCCUUUUAUGUGCUGUUUAGACUUCAUCAGACAUUGUAUGAGAGGAUACAGUCAGCAAAGAUAAACUCAUCCUCUGCUGAAAGGAAAUGGAGAGGUUCAAAUGAUACAGGUUCUACUGAUCAAUAUGGCAGGUUCAUGAGUUCUCUUUACAGUUUGCUGGAUGGUUCUUCUGAUAAUUCAAAAUUUGAGGAUGACUGUCGCGCUAUUAUUGGAACUCAGUCGUAUGUCUUGUUCACAUUAGACAAGCUGAUAUAUAAACUUGUUAAACAGCUUCAAGCUGUUGCCAGUGCUACUGAUGAGAUGGAUAACAAACUUCUUCAACUAUAUGCAUAUGAGCAAUCAAGAAAACCUGGAAGCUUUGUGGAUAUAGUUUAUCAUGAAAAUGCUCGUGUUCUUCUUCAUGAUGAGAACAUAUAUCGUAUUGAAUGUUCGUCUACACCUCCCCGAUUGUCUAUUCAGUUGAUGGAUUACGGACACGAUAAGCCUGAAGUGACUGCUGUGUCAAUAGAUCCUAAUUUUUCAGCCUAUCUGCACAACGACUUCCUAUAUGUUGUCCCCGACAGCAAGGAGAAGUCAGGAAUUUUCUUAAAAAGGAAUAAGUUAAAAUGUGCUUGGAGUGAUGAAUUUCCUAGCCAGAUUAUGGAUGGCGUACAAGUUACCAAUGGUCUGGAGUGUAAGAUUGCUUGCAAUUCAUCCAAGGUUUCAUACGUGUUAGAUACUGAAGACUCUCUAUUUCGAACAAAACGGAAAAGGAGAAUUUUGCAUCCAAACAAUUCAUAUCGCGAACAGACAACAUCUCCAAACGUUUGUUCAAACAGAGCACAGCGGUUCUGCAAAUUAUUUUCCAUCAGAUGA